This is a messenger RNA of Rotaria sordida, 1675 nucleotides long. NCBI's taxonomy places the organism in Eukaryota, Metazoa, Rotifera, Eurotatoria, Philodinida, Philodinidae. The record is from the annotation of a GenBank genome assembly.
AUGAAUUUGGAAUCGUUGUCCAACGAAUUAUUACUCGAUCUAUUUGAAUAUAUUUCUGUCAUUCAUCUUCUUCGAGCUUUUCGUGGUCUCAAUGCUCGUUUCGAUGCUCUUCUAUUUACUCAUUUUGAAAUUUAUGGUCAUCUCGACUUUCAAUCUGUGUCCAAACAUGAUUUUGAUAUUGUCUGUCAACAACAUCUUCCAUCUAUCAUUGAUCGAAUUAUUUCACUUCGCCUAUCCGACGACGAUGAUACUCCACAACAAAUCGAUAUUUUCAUAUCGUAUGGCUUUACUCUUCGUCAAUUCCUUCAAUUACAAACACUUUCAUUAUAUUACUUGUGUUCAUACGAAACAACAAUGAAAAUAAUAGAAGAAUUACAUCAUUUGCCCUAUCUUACUCAUGUCAAUUUUAUCAAUAAUCAUUUUUUAUGUGACGAAACAGAUAGUGAGAAUAUGAUAAAUACUAUUUGGAGUCUACCAAAACUUACUCAUUGUCAUUUAAAUAUUAAUUUUCAUCAAAAUGAACGAUUUUUUCCUAGAUUAAAUACGAUCUCAUCAUCUCUUGAAUAUCUUUCUAUCGAAAAGUUUAAUUUUGAUUUAAGUAAAUUAGAUCAUCUAUUUCAACAUACACCACAUAUUCGAUAUUUUCAUGUACGUUUGUUCGAUCAUUCAUUCGAUCAACAAUUAUCCUGUUCUAUGCCAUUGGUGAUAAUAUUGAAACUUAUAAUUCAAACUACGUUAUAUCAAUUAGUGAAUCUUUUGCAAAAUUUGCCCAAUUUGUGUCAUUUGAAAGUCGAGACACUGGGCAUCGACUUAGAUGGGCAACAAUGGGAACAGAUAAUAAUUAAUCAUUUACCUAAACUUAAAAUCUUUCAACUUAAAAUGCAUAUUAAACUCGAGGAUGAUGAUGAUGAUGAUGAUGAUAAACAAUUAAAAAUUGAUAAAUUAAUCGCUUCAUUUCAAAGUCCAUUCUGGCUUGAUGAACAUCAAUGGUUUGUCCGAUGUCACUGUGUUGAAGAAUGUUGUCUCAAUAGUAUUGUACUCUACACAUUACCAUAUGCAUUUGGUUAUUUUGAUCCUAUUGUCAAGAUCUCGUCGAAAUCUACUUGUCCACAUGAAAAUGAUUAUUGGUCUUACAAUCGUGUACAUAGUUUGAUCUAUCGGACUCCCAUAGCUCGAGAAUCGGCUCUAUCUAAAUUUAGUUUUCCCAAUGUUCAUCGUCUUUGUCUCAGUCUUCCUUCUAAUGAUCAUUUUUGGUCUGUCGUUAUCACACUCGAUCAAUUGAUUUCACUUGAUCUAGCACUGCACGAUGAUGAUGAUAAUAGUAAUAAUCAUGUUCGAUCUCAACUGCAAGUCGUUCUUGAUCGAGCACCUCGUCUCUAUUCCUUAGCAUCCAGGUCGUGGUCAGAUUCUCAAAUGUGUCUCGUUGACAAUAGAAGUUUGUCAGUUCGUCGACUUGAUUUACAAGGAUAUGAUGAAGAUUGGCUCGAGGAGCGAUGGUUCGACGAUGAGUAUUGUGCUAAAUUAUCUUGCUCAUCACUUGGUAUUCAAUGUGAAGUGCUUCUCAUUCGAGUUGAACAUCGAACAACUAUAAUUGAUCUUGUCAAUCGAAUGACAAAUCUUCGAGCAUUAAAUAUCAAGUGUCGAGAUGAUACAUUCAAUGAGUCUAAUAAUCGAU